This is a messenger RNA of Rhinolophus ferrumequinum (greater horseshoe bat), 5588 nucleotides long. RefSeq names its product adhesion G protein-coupled receptor D1 (gene ADGRD1). Bases 920 to 3640 code for a protein of 906 amino acids. Gene Ontology annotation, biological process: cell surface receptor signaling pathway; adenylate cyclase-activating G protein-coupled receptor signaling pathway. The record is from RefSeq and is a predicted model, not a curated record. Gene Ontology annotation, molecular function: G protein-coupled receptor activity. Gene Ontology annotation, cellular component: membrane. Lineage: Eukaryota; Metazoa; Chordata; Mammalia; Chiroptera; Rhinolophidae. The transcript is spliced from 26 exons.
ACGGGGUGCCUUGUAAAUAGUUGCACAGCUUUCAUUCACCUCUGAAAGAGUUAAAGAGAAAAACGUGGGCCGGCACUGGUGUGGAGGCACACGGGUGGGGUUUAUCUUCUCUCCAUCCAUAGAUCAUCUUCUUUCUUUCUCUGGCAAGUAGGACUCGGUGCUCCAUACACCUCACGGUUUGUUGUACUUGUUCCUGUUUAUGCUGACUUGCUCGGUGCCACCAGAAGGCACCCGGGGCUGAGGGUCCUGGAACUGCUCCCCGUUGUUCUGAACAGACUGGAGUUAGGACCCAGGAAGGACGCCGCAGCCCCGGGAUACAGGAUAUAAAUAGAGGACAGAAGAGAACAAAGUUUGAGGCGAGAGCCUGACAUCACUCUGUCUCUCCACCCAGAGAGCUGCAGCACGAGAGGUGUAAGCUUGAGUCAGACCAGAAGGACUUGGCCGGCCACCAGCCCAGGAGCGGGCUGGGGCACCGGGACAAAGUUCCUUUGGAAGUCCUCUUGCUCUGCUGACUUCGAGGAGAAGGAGACGUCCAAGUGCAACCCUGGAUGGAGACAAUAAAGGCUCUUGAAUAAGGGGGACGCAGCGACCGCAGACCGAGCCCCCCGCCCCUCGGCGUGCCGCUGGUCGUCUGGCAUCGCUUACCCCGGACCCAGUGUGGCGUGCUGACGCCUCCUGAGUGCCACGGCCCGUCUGCUCGUCGCGAUGUGUGCACUGAUCACUGAAGACUCUCAAGCCUGGAGACAAGGAAGGAGCACGCAGUAACUCUCUGAGACGCCCGCUUUCACACACACGGGAGCAACAGAUUUGUUUUUUUCUCCGGAACCUGGGGAAAUGUCCCUUUCCCAAGGAAGUGAAAGUUAAAGUUUGUCACCGACCCUCAGGACUUUCACGUGGCUCACGUUCCACCUCUGACACCAUGAGGCAGGGGCUGCCUGGAUGCCGCUGGCACUCCUGGAUGCUGCUAUUUUAUUGCAAUUUUCAGGUGCAUCGAGCCCACUCCGGGUCACAAGCACAUCCAGGCUUUGAGGUCUUGGCCUCUGCCUCCCAUUACUGGCCCCUGGAGCAUGUGGACGGGAUCCAUGAGCUGCAGGACACAACUGGAGCAUCACGAACCCACAACCUCACUGUGCUCCCCUCCCAUAAUGCUACCUUUGUGUCCACCAAUGACUCUGCCUACUCAAAUCUCUCUGCGACCGUAGACAUUGUCGAAGGAAAGGUCAACAAAGGCAUUUACCUCAAGGAGGAGAAAGGCGUCACGCUCCUGUACCACGGAAGGUACAAGACCUCCUGCAUCAGUAACCCGGCCCAGUGCGGUCCCGAGGGGGUCACAUUUUCUUUUUUCUGGAAGACAUACGGAGAGCCGUCCCGACCGACACCCUCUGCUUAUGGGGGACAGGUCAUUUCCGAUGGGUUCAAAGUGUGCUCCAGUGGCGGCAAGGGCUCCGUGGAGCUGUACACACGGGACAACUCCAUGCGGUGGCAGGCCAGCUUCAGCCCACCAGGUCCCUACUGGACUCAUGUCCUGUUUACGUGGAAAUCCAAGGAGGGCCUGAAAGUCUACGUGAACGGGACCCUCAGCACCUCGGACCCCAAUGGGAAAGUGUCUCAUGCCUACGGGGAGCCCAACGUCAACCUCGUGAUAGGAUCUGAGCAGGACCAGACCAAGCGCUACGAGAACAGAGCUUUCGAUGAAUUCAUCGUCUGGGAGCGGGCCCUGACCCCGGACGAGAUCACCAUGUACUUCAUGGCAGCCAUCGGAAAGCACGUUGCGUUGUCUUCAACACCAUUGAGCUUCCUCACGACGCCCGCAGCCAACACCCUGGUGCCCACCGAUGCCUACCAUCCCAUCAUCACCAACUUGACAGAGGAGAGAAAAAACUUCCAGAGUCCUGGAAUUGUCCUGAAUUACCUGCAAAACGUGUCCCUCAGCUUACCCAAUAAGUCCCUGUCCGAGGAAACGGCACGGAAUCUCGCUGAGACCUUCUUAAAAACCAUGGGAGAGGUUCUUCUGCUGCCCAGUUGGACUGCUGUGUCACAGGACAACGCCGUGGUGCUGGGCUUGAUAGAGACCGUGGACGUCGUCAUGAACCACAUCUCCUCCAACCUGCACGCCAGCGAGCCCCACGUCUCCAUCAUGGGCUCUUCCUCCAUGGCAGAGUUCUCAGUGGCCAAGCUCCUGCCUGACGCCAUGAACUCCUCCCACUACCGCUUUCCAGCGCAGGGACGCAGCUACAUUGAGAUUCCCCACGAGGCCUUCCACAGCCAAGCCUGGACCACCAUCGUGGGCCUCUUCUACCACUCAAUGCACCAUUACCUGAGCAACAUCCCGCCAGACGGCACCAGGAUUCCCGAGGCGGCGAAUUAUAAGAGCUGCCCGCUGUCUGCCGCCAGCUCUCUCAUCUCCCUAGAGGUCACCCCACCGCCCACACUCUCCCAAAACUUAUCGGGUUCCCCGCUCGUCACCGUCCAUCUCAGGCACAAAUUGAGUAGGAGGCAGUACAGCGAGGCCACCAACCAGAGUAACCACGUCUUCCUGUACUGCGCCUUCCUGGAUUUCAGCUCCGGAGAGGGGGUCUGGUCCACCCAGGGCUGUGUCCUCACAGAAGGGAACCUCGGCUACUCCACCUGCCACUGCUCUCACCUCACCAACUUCGCCAUCCUCAUGCAGGUGGUCCCGCUGGAGCUCACGCGCGGACACCAGGUGGCGCUCUCGUCCAUCAGUUACGUCGGCUGCUCCGUGUCCGUGCUCUGCCUGAUCAUUACUUUGGUCACCUUCGCCAUGCUCUCCUCAGUCAGCACCAUCCGGAACCAGCGUUACCACAUCCACGCCAACCUGUCCUUUGCGGUCCUCGUGGCCCAAGUUCUGCUGCUCAUCAGCUUCCACUGCCAGCCGGGCACGGUCCCAUGCCAGGUGCUGGCCAUGCUCCUGCACUACUUCUUCCUGAGUGCCUUUGCGUGGAUGCUGGUGGAGGGCUUGCACCUCUACAGCAUGGUCAUCAAGGUCUUCGGCUCGGAGGACAGCAAGCACCUAUACUACUAUGGGAUAGGAUGGGGUUUUCCUCUUCUGAUCUGUAUCAUUUCCAUAUCGUCAGCCAUGGACAGUUAUGGAACCACUAACAACUGCUGGCUGUCCCUGCAGAGUGGUGCCAUCUGGGCCUUCGUAGCCCCUGCCCUGCUGGUCAUCGUGGUCAACAUCAGCAUCCUCAUCGCCGUGACCAGGGUCAUCUCACAGAUCAGCGCUGACAACUACAAGAUCCACGGAGAUCCCAGCGCCUUCAAGUUGACAGCGAAAGCUGUGGCUGUACUGCUGCCCAUCCUGGGCACGGCCUGGGUGUUUGGCGUGCUGGCUGUCAACAACCAGGCGCUGGUCUUCCAGUACGUGUUUGCCGUACUCAACUCCCUACAGGGAUUUUUCAUCUUCCUCUUUCACUGUCUCCUGAAUUCAGAGGUGAGAGCCGCCUUCAAGCACAAAACCAAGGUGUGGACCCUCACAAGCAGCUCCAGCCGCCACCCCAACGUGAAACCCUUCAGCUCGGACGUGAUCAAUGGGACCCAGCUGGGCACGGCCUCCACCAAGCUCAGCGCCUGGGACAAGAGCAGCCAGUCUGCUCACCGCGUGGACCUGUCCCCCGUGUGAGCAGCGGCCGUGGGCCUGGCCUGCCUGCCACUCAGAGCACCGCCCCCCCAACAAAAUGCCUUCACCGGUGAGACCUCUCCUGCUGCUGUCUGGCUGCCGUGUCACGGCCCCUCCCUGGGUGACAGAGCCCCCUGUGAGUCCCCAGCCUGGUGCCCAGUGACGGGUAGACCCCUGGCUCAGGUCCUCCUGUGGGCUGAGUGACCACCCUUGGAUUCCCCCGGAGGACACAAUGGUCUGGCUGGGACUCUGUGUGGGCCUGCUGUCAUCGCUGCACGUGUGCGAGCAUCCAACCUGCGACGUAUGAGCACAUAGGACCUGGGGACUCAGGACCACAGAGGCGGGGCCCAGCCAGCGAGCCAAGGUCCCCACAGGCCCCCAGCGGGUCAGGCGGAGGCAGAUGGGGACACCUGGGGCGAGUAUGAGGACCGUGUUCAACCUGCUGAAUUCACCAAACACGCUCUAGCUGAAGAUGGCUUUGUGUCGGGUGUCGUCCUGGUGUGGGGUCCUCGCUGGGUCUGCUGGGCUGGCUGUGAGCCGAGCAGCCCCGUCCUGAGUGGGGGCCUCGCCAGGGUGGAGUGCCAGGUGUGGCGAGGCACAGCGGGGCCUGGAGAGCUGCUCAGCCGUCCUCACAAGUGUUGACACUUCUGACUGGAAGCCAGCCCUCAGAGAGCGCCUCGAGCAUCCGAGCCUGUGUUCACGGCGGGCGGGCUGCGCCCUGGGGUGGCUUCCCCAUCAGAUCUCGGUUUCUCCAGGCCCUAAGUUCCCUUUGAGAAUUCUUUCCUCCUCACUUACAAAUGCUUUUUUCUAUGUCUCUAUCGCACUGUCACAGUGGUGGCUGGCAAGGUUGCCCGUGCCCACAUGGCAGACAGCUCUGAAGGACAGUCUGAUCUGGGCGAGAAGCCGGAGGUGUGACAAGCGCUGUGUCUUCUGAGUAGAUGUUAAUCUGUGGCUCAGCCCCUUAGGCCAGGGAGUCACGUCAGCACUCUGUGUGGGGGCGGAGCUUGUGCAGCGCCAGCUUUGCCAUCCCAGAGAUGAACCAAACGCCACUGACACAUUCAGAAGCAGGAGCCGGAAUAUCCUGCAGUGACCAUUGCUCAUGGUGUCCGUGAGAUGUGUCCUGCGGAAUUCAGACCUGCCUUCCAUCGUGGAGACGGUCCUUUGACACUGACCACGCCAGCAGCAAGCCCUUCCCUACCCCCCCGUGUCUGCUGGGUUGCAGAGUAAGUUCUUUGUGUAGUUCCGUGGAGCUUUGCCACCCUCUUCUGGUCCCUUCUACAUGGAACUCGCCCCAACCACAGUGAGCACGACGUCAUGCACGGCCACCGGCCGCAGGCGGGAGUCGGCCGGCCGCAGACCAGCCCACCCACACUGAAUCUGUGGCCCGUCCAGGCGAGCUCCCCGGAGCGCCAGUCAACUGAGCACAUUGUGACGUAUGCAGCUCGAGUGCAGUCCCCAUGGGCGUGCUGGGGGGUGCCUGGUCGACACAGGUGGACACCCCCGCUUGGGGAAAGUCCGAUGUGCCAGCCCAGCUACUCCUCGUGCCUCAGAAUCUUCUGUGCCCGUGAGCACCUGCCAGUGACAACACUGUAUCCCUGGGAUUUACACUUGGAUUUUCCCUCGUUUAGUUUCCGGUGAAGCAAAGCAAGUGGGAACAGCCUUCAUCGUACAUGGACUCCUUUGCUUCUUAACCCUCGGCGUCCGCACUCUCCGUGGCUGAUACAGCAGGAGAGGUGGUGAGCGAGCCUUUAACGUCCAGUGAAUGAAGAGUGCACUUUAUUUAUAUGCGAGCUGCUCUGGCUGCUGCAGUAUUUUAUCAUCUGCACACACUGGGCCAAAGCUAAGACAUUGGAAAGAAUCGUGUGUUUAGAGUAGUUCACAGCACAGGCCAGGUGAUGAAUGCCACUCCGUAGUGAAAGUGUGUUGUGACUUUUAUGAAAUAAAAUCUUAA